Schistosoma margrebowiei is the source of this 669-nucleotide messenger RNA. NCBI's taxonomy places the organism in Eukaryota, Metazoa, Platyhelminthes, Trematoda, Strigeidida, Schistosomatidae. The record is from the annotation of a GenBank genome assembly.
CAUAUUUCGGUAGAAUAAUUUUAAAGAAUACAAAUAAACUUGAUUUUUUUUAAAUGCUUUUGAAAAUUAUCAUUUUAAUUUAUGGAUUGAUUAUUAUACUAAUUUAUCGAGAAGGAAAUACUUUGAAUUAUUUAUCGCAGGAAUGUGAUAGUAAAUCAGAAUGGGGCCCAUGGCGUUGUCCUGGUAUAAGAACAAAAUGUACUGCUAACAUUGCAACACGUUAUAAAUGCAUCGGUGGAAAUUGUACAAGUGAUAGUUUAUGUGCUAAACUUGAAAAUCAUACUCAAUCAGAUUCCUGCGUAAAAGUUCUUCAACGUGGUGAAUGUGAACCUUGGUGGACCAAUUGGUCAUCGUGGUCUAAAUGCACAACAACUUGUGGAUUCCCUGAAAAACAUCGUUCCCGGUUUUGUACAGGAGCAUUUAAUUAUAAUAGUUACAAAUUUAAGGUAAAAGAUUCAAUUUUAAAAUCUUGUGCAUCUAUCGAAAGAAUACACGAAGGAGUUGAAAAAGUCUCUUGUCCUGUAAGUCGCCUAUGUUCAGCUGUUAAUGGUGGUUGGAGUCAAUGGAGUGAAUUUACUGAAUGUUCUGUUACAUGUGGCAUAGGAAAACGUGUUCGACGUCGUCACUGUGAUCAUCCUAGACCACAAGAAGGUGGGUUAUACUGCAUAG